ACUCACACCGGGGAGAAGCCCUAUGAGUGCAGUGAAUGUGGGAAGGCCUUCUGUGAGAGCGCAGCCCUGAUUCACCACUAUGUCAUCCACACUGGGGAGAAGCCCUUUGAGUGCCUCGAGUGUGGGAAGGCUUUCAACCACCGAUCAUACCUCAAGAGGCACCAGCGGAUUCACACCGGGGAGAAGCCUUAUGUGUGUAAUGAAUGUGGAAAGGCCUUCACCCACUGCUCUACUUUUAUCUUGCAUAAAAGGGCCCACACUGGAGAAAAGCCUUUCGAGUGCAAAGAAUGUGGGAAAGCCUUUAGCAAUAGGGCAGACCUUAUUCGCCACUUCAGCAUCCACACUGGAGAGAAGCCCUAUGAAUGCAUGGAGUGUGGAAAGGCCUUCAACCGCAGGUCAGGCCUCACAAGGCACCAGCGGAUUCAUAGUGGAGAGAAGCCCUAUGAAUGCAUUGAGUGUGGGAAAACAUUUUGCUGGAGCACCAACCUCAUUCGACACUCUAUCAUCCACACUGGAGAGAAGCCGUAUGAGUGCAGUGAAUGUGGAAAGGCCUUCAGUCGCAGCUCCUCCCUCACUCAGCAUCAAAGGAUGCAUGCUGGGAGAAAUCCCAUCAGUGUAACAGAUGUGGGAAGACCUUUUACAGGUGGGCAGACCUCAGUCAACAUCCAAGAACUUUUAUUGGGGAAAAACUUUUUGAAUGUCACCACUGAGGAAAAUCUUUUGCAAGAGGAAGCAUCUUACAUGGCAUCUGAUCAUACAUACCAAAGAGAAACCCCACAAGUGUCUUCACUGUGAGAAAACCUGUUGCCAAAUGUCAUUUGUCACCUAAGGAGUCAUAUUAGAAAAUCACACAGCUUAGAGCCUUAUUCUCCAUCCGAAUUCAUCCUGGAAAAACACCCAAUGGUUGUUAUGCACUUAGGAAAACCUUUUAGCUCCAUCUUUGUCGUUAGUUUACAGUGCAGUGUUAUCUCAGGAAUUUUUAUAAAAAGAGGUGACAUAGAAAAAAUGAAAUGCAGACACUGCUUCUUUUAUACUGUUGUCUUAUAUGUACGUUUCUGUCCCACGUCAGGAAAGUUAGUAAGGGAAGGUCUGGAAACUUACUGAAUGUCUUUGUUCUACAACAUUGUCUCUUCUUAAGAAGCAUUGUUUUUAUGAGAAAUAUGAAGGCUUGCGUUAUGAAAUACUUUUAUAUUUAAGGAUUAAAGGAAACAUGAAUGCGCACAUUUUAUUCCAACACUUAAGACUGUUUAAGUCUUUGAUUUAAAAAAAAUCCUUUUUUGAUGGGUUUUGAACAUUAACACUGAGAAUUUUUCUUGAUUCCCAUCUGUCGGUUUACUUGAUUGCUAUAGCUGUAUGGUAAAUCUCAAAAUUAGGUAUAGAACUAUUCAGAGUAUUUCAUAUUGAAUGAAUUUUUAUAGAUUUUCUUAAGAUUAGAAAACUGAGAUACAGAAAGACUAAAGAAUUUGUCAAAGGUUUCACAAUUAUGAAAUUUGGGUUUGGGGAUUGGAAGCCAUUACACUGGCUUCAGAAUCCAUGUCCUCAGCCACUUCAUUGCUUCUCAUAUGGUAAGUUUUUGUUUCCUGGUCACUUAUUUUUACUAAAAUGGGUCAAACUGUGCUCAUUUAUUUAUAAUCUACUAUUCUUAUUUGACAGUACAUCUUGGCCAUUCCUUCGAGCAAAUGAGAUAAACCAGACUCACUCUUUAAUACCUGCAUAAGCUAUUGUGACUGUAGAAAAGACAGAGAAUGUCUGGGUUUGAGGAAAUGUGGGAAGGGUGGGGAGAAGGGCUAAGGCAUGCAUGCGGUUUUAAGUGUGUUUGAGAUGCCUGAAGAACAUCAGUGAAUCCCCCUAAUUUCUGUCGUUACUCAAACCAGACACAUUGUGGCCAUUUCUUUUUCCUUUAUCAUCCCCCCGUCCAACCACUGCCCCAUUCCUUUUUGUUCCUUAGUAGACCCUUAAUAUAUAUGUGUGUUUUGGUAAAUGGCCAUACACAGCAGGGUAUUUUUUUAAUUACAAUUUUCAGUUCCCUCAGCGCAUUUACCACAAAGCUGUGCAUAUAGGUGGCACCAUAUAUGGCAUACCUUGACCUCAGAGAAUCUACAUGGACUUUUAUGGACCUAUGUAAACAAUUUUAGAAAUCAUAAUGAAUGACUGCUGGAGUCCUUAAGACCCCUUCCAGAUUUGAUGAUUUGCUAGGAAGACUCACAGGACUCAGCAUUUUGUCGUACUCAAUGGCUAUAAUUUACCACACCGAAAGAAUCCAGAGCAAACUCAGUAAAAGGAAAAGGCUCAGACCCAAGUCCAGAGGAAACCAGGCACAAUCUUCGAGAAUCUUAAUGAAAUCACACAGGAUGUGCUUCACUGAAGCUCCAUCUGGGACUUCACAACAACGCGUGUGAGAUGUGUUCCAGGAAGUCGUCUUGGGCAUCCAUUGCUCAGAGUUUAUAUUGGACUCCCUUUCUAGCACAUACCACAGUUCUAGACCUCCAGAAGAAUAGGAGGUGUUCAGCAUAAGCCACGUGCACAGACAAUUUAGGCACAUGGAGCUACUUCUCAUUACUGGGAACAAUGGGAAACCUCCCGAAACCUAAAGUCCAGACUCCAGCCAAGGAUGAACCUUGCAAGAUCAAAGAAUAGCAGUCUCUGGCCUGCUGUGUUGUCUUUUCACAGUAACUUAAAUGGAAAAAUGCUGAGUUAGCUUAAGUUUCUGUAACAUUAAGCAAAUAAAAUUUUCUAUAACAAAAAUAAGCCAUAGCUUUGAGAUGAAGGCUUAUAUACCUGUAAACCAUUGUAACCAAGAAAAAAAAAAAAAAAUCAGAGUCACAAUGAAAAUACUUAACAAACUGGCCAGGAUUUAAUUCAGUGAUGACAGGAAACAGAGGAAGUCUUGUGAGAAAGGAUCUUGCCUCUGCCUAAUAUCUUUCAUAGAUAGGCUUCAAGUGGUUUGACUUGCAGAUACACUCUUUCUUGGCCUUUACUUUGGCAGACAUGUGAUGGGUAGGUAAAUGCUGUGUUCUUUCCCUAGCAUGUAUGUCAGUUUCUCAUCCACUCUUUGUUCUUGCUAUUGAAAGUUGUAGCUUCUGGCUACAACAGAGAUAGUUGAAGAAUAUGGAGUUCAUCAUGAUUUCUGUAUCAUUAAAUGUGGAUAAUUUGAGAUUAAAGAA
Piliocolobus tephrosceles (Ugandan red Colobus) is the source of this 3164-nucleotide messenger RNA. Its product is annotated as zinc finger protein 805. The transcript is spliced from 3 exons. The annotation marks the transcript as partial. The record is from RefSeq and is a predicted model, not a curated record. Lineage: Eukaryota; Metazoa; Chordata; Mammalia; Primates; Cercopithecidae. Gene Ontology annotation, molecular function: RNA polymerase II cis-regulatory region sequence-specific DNA binding; DNA-binding transcription factor activity, RNA polymerase II-specific. Gene Ontology annotation, biological process: regulation of transcription by RNA polymerase II.